Messenger RNA from Ananas comosus (pineapple), 1250 nucleotides. Its product is annotated as hydroxycinnamoyltransferase 4-like. The transcript has a single exon. The coding region runs from base 113 to 1009 and encodes 298 amino acids. Gene Ontology annotation, molecular function: acyltransferase activity, transferring groups other than amino-acyl groups. Lineage: Eukaryota; Viridiplantae; Streptophyta; Magnoliopsida; Poales; Bromeliaceae. The record is from RefSeq and is a predicted model, not a curated record.
UUUACUGCAACAAAAAAAAAAAAGAAAGAAAAAGUGAGGAUACUCAUCAGUGGGGCAUUUGAUCGAACAGGUGACGUACCUCAAGUGUGGCGGCGUGGUGCUGGGCACGGCGAUGCACCACACCGUCAUCGACGCGCGCAGCGCCUUCCACUUCAUCUCCACCUGGUCCGCCAUCGCGCGCGGCGGCGGCGGCGCCGACCUCCCCCCGCCCCCCUUCCUCGACCACACCCUCCUCCGCGCCCGCUCCCCCCCCGUCGUCCUCUUCGACCACCCCGAGUACAAGCCCACCCCUAACCCUAACCCCAACCCUAAUCCUAAUUCAAGCCCCAACCCCAACCCUUCGUCGACCCCCGCGCCCUACGCCAGCGCCAUCCUCAGGCUCUCCCAGGCCCAGGUCGACGCCCUCAAGGCGCGCUGCUGCUGCGGCGGCGGCGGCGGCGGCGGCGCGCGGGUGUCGGCGUUCCGCGCGAUCGUGGCGCACGUGUGGCGGUGCGUGUGCGCCGCGCGCGGGCUCGCGCGCGGCGCCGAGACGCGGCUCUACACGAUGGUCGACGUGCGCGCGCGCCUCGCCCCGCCGCUCCCCCCCAACUACUUCGGCAACGCCGUCCUCCGCACCUCCGUCGCCGCCGCCGCCGGCGAGCUCGCCGACGCCCCGCUCGGCUCCGUCGCCCGCCGCCUCCGCGCCGCCACGAGCCCCGGCGACGACUACGCGCGCUCCCUCGUCGACUACCUGGACGCCGUCGACAUGGAUCGGCUCCCCCGAAGUGGGUUACCGGGAAACGACUUACGCGUCAUCAGCUGGAUGGGCAUGUCCAUUUACGACGCCGACUUCGGCUGGGGCGAGCCCGUUUUCAUGGGCCCCGCGCUCAUGUACUACGCCGGCUUCGUGUACUUGAUGACCAGCCCCGGUAAAGUCGGCGGCGUAUCCGUCGCCGUCUCCUUGGAGCCCGACACGUUGCCGACUUUCAAGAAGCUGCUCUUCCAGGAGCUCGGAGGGGUACAAGGGUAAAUUCAUAAAGCCAAUUAUUAAUAUAUAUAUUUAUAUUUAUAUAUAUAUAUCUAUAUAUCCCCUAAAACUGGAAUUGCAUUUCCAUUUCCUUUUUUUACUUGGGUUUUUGUUUUUGUUACUCGAGUAAAGAGUCGUUCCCGAUGACGACGGACCAUCUGAAUCGACGAUCGGCGCCGCUGAAUAUAAUCUGUCAUAGCAGGUUAAUUUAUUACGAUGAUAAUACAGAUCUUAUAAUAUUUAA